This is a messenger RNA of Beta vulgaris subsp. vulgaris (sugar beet), 821 nucleotides long. RefSeq names its product thioredoxin-like protein CXXS1. The transcript is spliced from 3 exons. NCBI's taxonomy places the organism in Eukaryota, Viridiplantae, Streptophyta, Magnoliopsida, Caryophyllales, Amaranthaceae. Bases 53 to 436 code for a protein of 127 amino acids. The record is from RefSeq and is a predicted model, not a curated record.
AAAAAAAAGUUGAAGAGAAAGAGAGAGAAAAAGAAGUUUGUUAAUAAGAAAAAUGGGUGAGCAAAAGAAAGUAAUGAGAAAGUCAAGAGUUGUCCAGGUAUACUCGGAAAAAUCAUGGGAAUUCUUCAUAAUUCAAGCCAAAAAGCUAGGAUUAUCUGUUGUGGUGCAUUUUACUACUACAUGGUGCAUUCCUUCAUUGGCAAUGAACCCAUGCUUUCAAGAUUUGGCCUUGAGCAACCCGUCUACCCUUUUCCUCUCAGUCGAUGUGGAUGAAGUGAUGGGUGUGGCAAAGAAGAUGGGAGUAAAGGCCAUGCCAACCUUUUUGAUGAUGAGGAAUGGGGUCGUAUUGGACAAGGUUGUAGGAGCCAACCCACAAGAGUUACAAAAGAGGCUUGCUAGCUUUGUGCAGCCUCAUUCAUUUGUCCAUUCCAGUUAAAUAUAUUCAAUUACAAAAAGCUAAGGCAUAUGUACAUACCAAGAAAAUAAAUGGAAAAAAAAUCAAAAUCAAAAAAUUAUGUCUUUAUAUGAACCUCAAAUAUGAGAUGUUGAGGUGCUGAAUGUAUACAUUCUGUUGUAAAUGUCGAAGUCUUCACAGAAAAUUGAGUUCUGGUGAUCUGUAAAUUAAUCAAAUGAUCAACUAACCAAUAACAAAGUUCAAAGGAAAAUUGCUUGAAAAUUUGCAAUUUGGCGGAGAAUGAAGUUGAUGUUCUUAAUCUGGCUAUUUAUGGCUCCAAAAACAGUGACUUAAUCUGGCUAUUUAUAUGGCUUCAAAAAAAAUGUGUUUUUUCUCCAAAAUUGUCCAAUUAACGCCUACUUCUCUU